AUGCCCCUCUUUGGAGUGGUCCUGGUCUCUUACAUCCUCAUCCUGAUGGGGAACAGCUCCAUCAUCUUUCUUUGCAUAGUGGAGCCCAGACUCCAGACUCCCAUGUACUUCUUCCUGGACAAUCUCUCUGUGCUGGACCUUUGUGUCACCCGCACCAUUGUGCCCCAGCUGCUGGCCAACCUCUGGGGGGCAGAGAAGACCAUUGCUUCCUGGGGCCGCAUCACCCAGGCCUACCUCUUCCACUGGACAGGAUGCACUGAAUGUGCUGUACUGGAGGAGGCUUUUGAUCGCUACAUGGCUAUCUGCCGGCCCCUCCAGUACACUCUCAUCAUGAGGCCCCGGGUGUGUUUGCAACUGGCAACUGCUGCCUGGUCCAGUGGCCUGGCCAACUCAAUGCUCCAAACUACACUCAUUCUCCAGCUCCACCACUGUGGUCACCAUACACUCAACCACUUCUUCUGCGAAGUACCUGUCCUGAUCAAGCUGGCCUGUGGUGACACCACUGCUAAUGACCAGUCCCUGGCUGUGGGAGCCAUCCUUUUUGCACUGAAGGCUCCUCGGCUUGUGCUAGUCUCCUACACAUUCAUUGCCAAGGAUGUGUUGAAAUUACCUUCAGCUGACAGAAGGUACAAGGCCCUCAGCACCUGCAGCUCCCACUUGGAGGUUGUCAUCAUGUACUUUGGACCAGCCAUCUACAUGUACCUCCAGCCCCCUGCCAAUAGCACCCAGGCCAGAUUCAUGGCCUUCUUCUACUGUGUUAUCACCCCACUGCUCAACCCACUCAUCUACACCCUGAGAAACAAAGAUGUGAAGAGAGCGUGCAAGAGGAUCCUACAACCCCAGAGUGAGGUAAAAUCCUAA
This is a messenger RNA of Leptonychotes weddellii (Weddell seal), 861 nucleotides long. Lineage: Eukaryota; Metazoa; Chordata; Mammalia; Carnivora; Phocidae. The record is from RefSeq and is a predicted model, not a curated record.